Messenger RNA from Strongylocentrotus purpuratus (purple sea urchin), 569 nucleotides. Its product is annotated as thioredoxin domain-containing protein 12-like. The record is from RefSeq and is a predicted model, not a curated record. The transcript has 6 exons. The coding region runs from base 184 to 516 and encodes 110 amino acids. Lineage: Eukaryota; Metazoa; Echinodermata; Echinoidea; Camarodonta; Strongylocentrotidae. Gene Ontology annotation, cellular component: endoplasmic reticulum.
ACUACAGAACUUGUACUUUGCACAUUAAAACUCAGAAGUUUAUAACUCGGAGGUGUUGCGGGCGCAGGUCCAUAGAAGACAACUAGCUGGGUAAUCCAACACCAACGAAAGUGUUUAGGAGAGCAAUAUGAUUGGGUUACCUUUGAAGAUGGAUUGAAGCUAGCCAAAGAGAACGACAAACCUAUGAUGUUGGUCAUUCACAAGACUUGGUGUGGAGCAUGUAAAGCAUUAAAACCCAAGUUUGCUGCCAGUGAAGAAAUACUUAAAUUAAGCAGCGACUUUGUGAUGGUCAACGUAGAGGAUGACGAGGAACCUGAAGGGUCUCAAUUUCAACCCGACGGUGGAUACAUUCCUCGUAUACUCUUUCUAAACUCAGACGGCGUAGUUCAAAGUGACCUAAUCAACACGUUAGGAAAUCCCCAAUACAAGUACUUCUAUUCAAAUGCUCUAAUGGUGACUGAAGCAAUGAAAUCUGCAGUCAAAGCACUGGGAGGAAGCAGAAAUGAUGAGUUGUGACAUGGAUCUCUAGUUUAAACUAUUUAUCAAGCAAUAAUGGCAGGUGCCCACUC